AUGAACGCCGACGACGAGAUGCGCCUCAAGACGACCACUAUUCGAGCUCAAGACGACGCGAUGAAGACCGCCGGAGCUCUCACCGUGAAAGUUCUCGACGCAGAUCAUCCCGCAGCCCAGCUGAAAGAACUAGCGGCCGAAGUGAUCGUGAUCGGCCUCGUCGCGAGCGCAGAGAGCGAUCAACAAGCUCAGCUGGUGAAGACCGCCGGAGACACAGACACCGCAGCCACCGACACCGUGAUACCCGCCGCGAAGAUGAAGGACGAUCGUCUCGGAGGCAUCGGGAUGCGCGAUCACGCUCUCGCUCUCGCUCACCCCGAAAAUCACGCAGCCCUCCACCACAAGCAUUGGAACGGCGUGGCCCCCUCCCCUCGCAGUCCGACGCAUUCACCGAUGUGGCGAACCCUUCAGAUGCACCAGUACCAGAAAAACAAAAGCCAAACUUCAAUGCUACUGGGCGGUACGGAGAUAGUUCUGAAAUACCAUGAGCCUCCAGAGGCGCGCAAGCCGCCCUCCAAAGAAGCUUGGAGGAUGUAUGUGUUCAAAGGACAAGACCUGCUGGAAACGGUUGAAUUGGGUGAACGAAGUUGCUGGCUGGUUGGUCGCGAGCGAAUGGUGGUCGACUUCCCACUCGAUCAUCCCAGCUGCUCGAAGCAGCAUGCAGUGCUACAAUUCCGAUUUGUUGAAAAGCGCAACGAAUACGGUGAUCGCAUUGGCAAGGUCAAGCCUUAUUUAAUUGAUCUUGAGAGUGCAAAUGGAUCGAGCGUUAACGGGGAGACCAUCCCUGCUGGUCGCUACGUGGAAGUCAUGGACAAGGACGUGAUUCGAUUCGGGUUGAGUUCGCGUGAAUACGUCCUCAUGCUGCCUCCUAGCUGA
Messenger RNA from Penicillium expansum, 876 nucleotides. RefSeq names its product putative FHA domain protein SNIP1. The transcript is spliced from 2 exons. Bases 1 to 876 code for a protein of 291 amino acids. The record is from RefSeq and is a predicted model, not a curated record. Lineage: Eukaryota; Fungi; Ascomycota; Eurotiomycetes; Eurotiales; Aspergillaceae. Gene Ontology annotation, cellular component: nucleus. Gene Ontology annotation, biological process: maintenance of RNA location; mRNA splicing, via spliceosome. Gene Ontology annotation, molecular function: mRNA binding; protein binding.